Molecule: messenger RNA, 20876 nt
Organism: Diabrotica virgifera virgifera (western corn rootworm)
Lineage: Eukaryota; Metazoa; Arthropoda; Insecta; Coleoptera; Chrysomelidae
Gene: SNF4Agamma
Product: 5'-AMP-activated protein kinase subunit gamma-2
Exons: 16
Coding region: 362-3385 (1007 amino acids)
Source: RefSeq, a predicted model, not a curated record
AGCCACUCCCCCUUCAUCAGCUGAUAGCGACAUUAUUGCCUCCUAUGAGUAUUCAUUUGAAGUAAAAGUUUCCAUUUAAUGGAGACUUGAGGAAAUUGUUGGAAAACACAUUUUAUUUUUUAACAGCUGUCACAUUAUAACUCCGCAAAUUAGUCAUUCUAAUUUCCUCUUGUCCUACCGUUGGGUUAAAAAUAGUGCUGAGUACAUAUUUAGUUUUUAAAAGAUAAAUACAGUGUUUUAAAAGUGAAGUGAUAUGGACAAGAUUUUAGUGAUAAGACCAGACGAGUGAUUUUUUGUGUAAAAAAGUGGUUUGUGUAUUUAAUGGAAUGUACCACGCAUUAUUGAAUGUGUAAGACCAAAGAUGGACACAGAUGUUACCCAGCAAACAAAUCUUGUUAUCGAAGAACCUCAAAAUAAUUCCCGCUCCCCCAAAAAGUCUUCGAAAGAUGGCAGAAACGGCAACGGCAACGUUUCGAAGAAAGACAUCAUCAUGUCGUCGUCGGACGACAGCGACGUAGAACCUGACCUAGUACAAACCAUAAACCAUAACGUUAGUACCUCUUUCGGCACCAUGAAGGACGUAGUACAAGAAGAAGAGACCAAUACGUUCUUGCACAGAUAUUUUAGCAACCAUAGUAAUAGUUUACCCUCCAAGAUGACCUUGGCGGCUAGAAGAUUGUCUCAGUGUAGGGAGGAGGAUGAAGAGGACGAGAAGAAGGAGCCCUCGAAUAUGUCGGCGAUUUCCGGUAGCGAUAAGUCCCUCUCGGAAUCUUCAAGCGGUUCAAAAACGUCUGUGAUAGAUACCAUCAGUGGUCCCACCCAUAAAUUUGUGAUAACGAAAACCAAAACCGUCAAAGAAACCAAAAAUGAAGAGAAGCAAUCCAAAAACGAGAAAGACACUAGGCCGGACAAGAAAUCGGAAAAGAAAGAACUAUCGGAAGCCGCGAAGAUCUUCGCCAGAAACAAAGAGUAUCGCAUGGCCAACACAGUAUUAGGAGUGCCCUCCAAAGACGCCAUCAGACCUUCGAUGAAGUCUCUCUUCAGGUCGCCCUUGCAAAGUCCUCACUACGAUGCCAAGUUCUUUGAUUCGUCGCUGGUUUCGAUGAAGAGCCUGAACUCGAGCAGUUCCACCGUAGAUUAUGUCGGUAGUUCGGAAGAUAUUUGGGUCAAAAGGCCUGCCAGUGAAAUUAAAAAGGAAUUAGGCUCCCAACCUCUACCUCAAAUAACCGUCGAAGAUGACGCACAUCUGCCCAGACCCAGAUCGGGAACGUGGGGCUCGAAGAACGACAAACACAAGUCCAAAGAUUCCGAAUCGAGACGGAAGAAAGAUAAGGAGUCAAAGAGCGGCAGCGGGUCCAGAUCGAGCUCUUCGGAAAGACGUGGCUCCUUGGAGUUGAGCCCGAAGAAGUUCAGGAACAGGUCAAAUUCGGAUGCGGGGAAGAGAAAGGGCAGUACUUUUAUGGCUUCCAUGAAGAGCGCCAUGGUGCAUACUGGAUUGAUCCAUGCAAAGAAACCCAGAGACGGAUCCGCCCAUCCUGUGCAAGACGACGAAAGCGACACGAAGUACUACCACACCGUGACAGCUGCAGCGUCCCACAAUCGUAGUCCUAUGACCAAAGUUAUGGACAUCUUCAGAAAACCGCACGUAUCCUCACAUACUCCCCCACCCGAAGAAGAAAAGGAGAGAGAGCGGGAAAAAGAGAAGGAGAAGAAGGAAAAGAAAAAGGAAAAAUAUUUUAAUCAUUCUCGACACAAAGCGCCCAGAGAUGGUUCUGCACAUCCAGUUCGAGAUGGCGGUUCCGACACACAGUACUACCAUACAGUCACUGCUGCGUCUUCCAGCCGUAGUCCGAUGACUAAAGUUAUGGACAUCUUCAGAAACAGAUCACACGUCAACGUACCGCCAGAUGACAGAAAGAAGAAGCAACAGCAGCUCGGAGCUCAUUUACGUCAGAGGUCUCUUGAUCCAGAACGUCGUAGACAGUCAAUUGGGCCUAUACCGAAUAUCCACAGAGCAUCAGACGCUUUCUUAGAUCCACAUCAUGCGGCCAUAUUAUUCAGAGAUUCACGAGGGUUACCUGCAGUGGAUCCCUUUCUCGAUAAAGUUAAUAUCUCAGAUUUGGAGGAAGAUGAGUCCCAAAUUUUCGUUAAGUUCUUCAAAUUCCACAAAUGUUACGACCUCAUUCCAACAUCUGCCAAGCUAGUCGUCUUCGAUACACAGUUGUUAGUUAAAAAGGCCUUUUUUGCCCUUGUAUAUAAUGGUGUCAGGGCAGCACCGUUGUGGGAUAGUUCCAAGCAAGAGUUUGUUGGUAUGUUAACCAUUACAGAUUUCAUAAAGAUCCUUAGGAUGUAUUACAAAUCUCCAGAUGUAGCCAUGGACGAAUUAGAAGAACACAAAUUAGAUACCUGGCGACGGGUACUUAAGGAUAAGAAACCUCUUAUAAAUAUAGGUCCCGAUGCAUCGCUCUACGAUGCAAUUAAAACAUUAAUACACAAUAGAAUUCACAGGUUGCCUGUCAUAGAUCCCGAAACGGGAAACGUACUGUAUAUUCUCACGCAUAAACGAAUACUUAGAUUUUUAUUUUUGUAUAUUAACGAAUUACCAAAACCCAGUUACAUGCAGAAAACUCUGAGGGAACUUAGGAUCGGUAGUUACGACAAUAUCGAAAUGGCGUCGGAAGAGACCACGAUUAUUCUAGCUUUAAAGAAAUUCGUCGAAAGGCGAGUUUCCGCGCUACCUGUGAUAGAUACCGAAGGAAGACUUGUAGAUAUUUAUGCCAAAUUUGAUGUUAUUAAUCUGGCGGCAGAAAAAACUUACAACGAUUUAGAUGUGUCAUUAAAGAAGGCAAAUGAACACAGAAACGAGUGGUUUGAAGGUGUAUAUAAAUGUAAAUUAGAUGAAACCUUAUAUACCAUUAUGGAAAAAAUUGUUAAAGCAGAGGUCCAUAGGUUAGUAGUUGUGGACGACGAGAACAAAGUGCUAGGCAUAAUCUCUUUGUCCGAUUUACUCUUGUACCUGGUUCUGAGGCCAUGUGGCGAGGAUGGCGGUACUCCAGACGGUGCUGUAUCUGUUAGAGCCCAGGACACCAACAGCCUCUCCCAGUCCUCCGACAUGCCUUCAACAACAGAAGAAGACACAUCUCAGCCCGUAAUUCCCGAAGAGGAAGAACACCCAGAGGAAGAUUCGGCAAAACCUGCAGCAGACGCAGAAACGCAGGCCGUGAAUAAAGAGAACGAACAAAACGGCAGGGCGACCCAAGAAAACGGCGCAGAAGAGGAGUCCAGCAGCGCUCCAAGCACUCCCGUGGACGACCCCAUUUUGGAAAAACAACUUUUGACAGAUGGUGCCAUAUUACAAGAGGUGGCGGUCACGGGAGGCGAGUGAUAACGAUAACAUGUUGAACAUUGUUAUAGGAAUUUUUUGGUGAUUUUUAAAAGAUGAAUGCGGGUUCUUUGUGUCUGUGAAGAAAAAUGUAUAUUUAUAAAUAUGGAAUUUAGUAAGAUUGAGUCAGAAUUUUUCACAGUUUAACACACAAUUUAUAAACUAUUAUAGUAGAAGAUCCGAUAUAAGGUUGACCUGCACCGAUCUGUUUAAUGGAUAAAAAUUAUUCGAUAUGUAAUUUUGUAAUGAAGGGUACAGGCAAUGAAGGUGCUAUGUAAAAUAAUAAGUUUUGAGAAAAAAUGUUUUAAAGGUUAGGACUCUCUGGUGUUUGUUUAUUAUGGGAAAAUAAAGGUGACAAAUUAUUUGAUAAUCCACAAGGAAAAAAGUUUUCCUGUAGUUGGCUGUAUACCAUAUAUUACAAAAAACGACUAAAAUCCUUUAUAAAAGGUAUAUUUGUAAAAAUCCCUAAAAAGGGCUACAUCACAGAACUAGUUUUCGAUCGGAUGACCGAUUAUCAUCAGUGCUUACCUAAAAUGCGUAUAUUCAGCCCUAUUCUUUAACUUUUAACAAAUGGAAUAGAAAUGACCAAGUCGAAUCGUAAUUACCCGAAAUCGGAAUGUUUGAUAUCUAUCGCGUCAUUUUCGUGUUUGGAUUGGCAUUCUGUAACUCACAUCGUAAGCAGGUUAAAUCGAAAUCGGCAAUUUCUAUUUCACGCGGUCAAGAGGGGGUGGCAACCCCGCAUUGUCGAGCGAAAUUAGUGUUCUGUGACCUGUUUGUUGCUGGUUCUAAAUUUGAAAUACGACAUCGUUGCCAUAUCUUCAAUUUUUCAUACUAUCACAUUACAUACAGUUACAUUUUUAAAAAUAGUUUUGAAAUAUCAAAAAAGAAACGUUUUGAAAAGUAAACAAUAAAAUAUUAGUGUAAAUAUUGGACACAAAAACCUCAAAAGAUGAUAAAUGUUUUUAAAUCAAAGUUAAUUAAAAUUGUUAUAAAAAAGAAGAUAAAAUAUAAAUGAGGAUAAAAUGUAUGAUGCAAGAUAUUACUAAUGAUUAUACAAUCUUAAGAUUUGAUUCCAGCUAAAAUAACUUAUAAACAACUUUUCCCAAAAACAGCGUCUUUGCUAUAAUUAUUUUCUUUUCUAUAAGCGUUGAUUGAUACAAAUACAAGCAAGCUGGUAUAAUAUAUUUAUCAACGCUAUAAGUCUCUCUUUAUAUUUUAAACGUUCUUGUACAUUAUGCCAUUGAUUGAAAUUGUAUAAGAAAUAAACAAAAAAAGUUUGGCAACACUGUGACUGGCAAACAUUCAGUUAGAAUCUGAAUUUCGGAUGCCAAAUCAAUUUUAAGGUUAGGUUUGAUGCAUACUCGUACAUGUCUAAAUUAAAUAUACAAUUCCCUAAGUAAAUACCACCACAGACUAAAAAUUAAGCAGAUACACAAGGUAAAAAUACUAUAAAUAAUGAUAAAUAAGUAGUAAUACAUUACUUUUAGUAGAUAUAAAAUAUAAACGUCAAAACAAAAUACAAUGCGCUUGCGUCAAGCACAAUUUCGAUUGUAGAGAUUCCGAGGUAGUUAUGGAAUACCGAUUUUUACUAUUUCUAUUCGACUUGGCCACUUCUAUUCGAUUUUCCUGACUUCUAUCAUCGAAAUGAGUUACAGAAUAGGCAUGAAUAUCUUAUUAGGUUAUACGUAUUUUAGGUAAGCACUGAUGAUGAUCGGUCAUCCGAUCGAAAACUAGUUCUGUGAUGUAGCCCUUUUUGGGGAUUUUUACAAAUAUACCCUUUAUAAAGGAUUUUAAUCGUUUUUUUUUUAAUUUAAUAAUGUAUUGGAGAGAAAAUACAAAUGCUCAAGAUGUAAAGAAAUAUUUUGUACGAAAUUGCAAUUUUUACAGGACAACAAGGUGUUUUGUUAAACAACUUAACAUUAUACACAACUUACUAAACUUGAUAUUGUGAUUUUAAAAGUAAACUUAAAAUCUAUAUGAAUCAAAUGAAAAGCGUUUUCUUAUGUAAAAGAGGACGUGAUAAAUAUUUUUAAGAUGUUGAGUGUUUUAUUGAUCCUAGAACCAACAAAAAAAAAGAAUUUUUAGAGACACUUCGUGUACAGAGCUGUGGACAAAGUAAAAAAUCGUGCGACUGAUCGUCAAUGUUGUGGGAGGACAAGGUACUUAAAGAAGAAGAAGAAUUCGUGUACAGAUGAGGUACCGGAAGGAACCAUAUGGAAGAAGAACAUAUUGUUCUUGUUGUCUGGAUGUUCGUUGUUUGAUCAGCAGAGUGAUAAUCAGACCACACAGAUGUAUAUGUUCUGUUCAUCAACUGAGCUAAGUAGGUUAAAACUCUGGAUGGUUUUGUGCCGAGCAUCUUCUGGUACAUGCUCAAAACACAGUCUUUGUAUGGCUUCCCAAAUUUAUUAACUUAUUUACAUCACUCAAUUUUCCACAUUUCUUUCUCUUUUUACUAUUUCUAGUUGAAGGCCUCCAAUACCGCUAAGUCGGUGGUCACUUCAAUUCACCCCGUAAUUUAAAAUUUUCGUUUUUAUUUGUAGUUUUAAAUUGUUUAUAAUUCGAAAACGAUCAACUUAAGAGAGAAAUUACAAAACAACUUUUUUGUUUCUGUUUGAAACCUGCAGGAAAUAUGAAAACUAACUUGAAAAAAGAUUGAUUUUAAAUAAUAUGGUUCCACAAGCUAUGCGCAAAUCGCUUACCUUAAAAUUGGUAUUCUUUAGGAUUUGGUAAACUAUGCAGACCCAAGGGUGACUACUCAAUUCAUCACUGCUCCUUUUAAUGGACUCCGACGAAAAGUUCGGAAUUUGGGAGUUCUUUCACCGUUGAAGUCUUGAAGCGAAGUCGUAUCUUCCGUCCUUAAGGUACUCAACGGAGUAUGUGCGUUUGUUUAUGAUACGCAAAGCGAUUUUUGUGCUUGUGGAUGAGUAAAAAAUUGAUAUUGAGCAUUUAUUUAAAUGUUUAUUUAAAUUAGAAGACACAAGGUUAUUCUGCAUCAUUUUUAAAGAGGGCAGAGAAAAGCCACUAAAUAUAAUGUCUAAAACUUAUUCUACCGAAAUAAAUUUAAUAUUAAAAUGAUAUUCAAUAUAAAAUAAAGAAAUAAGGAUUCCCUAACAGUUUCAAAUGAUCCAAAAAAUCUAAAAUGUUAUCUGCCCGUGCCGAAAAUUUUUUUAUUUAUAAAAAAACGUAAUUUUUUUAUUAUUAAUUAAUUAUAGUCAGAAAAAAAUUAGAUCGGGCACGCCUUUUUUUAUAAUUGGUAACAUACUAAAUUACAUAAUAAUUUUCAUAAAUUAAACAGUUCGGUGAAGGUCGUUCUUAUAUCGGAUCUUAAACUAUUAAGUAUAUACAUAAUGUAUGAUUAAGUAUGUUUUUUCUAAUCGAUAGUUUUUACCGUUUCUGCUUGUAGCCACAGUUGCAACAUAAUUUAACCAACCUUUUAACGUUGUUGUAGUUUUAUAACGUAUAUAACAGUCGGUCUUCCAUGAUCUUGGUCUGUGUGGUUCUUGUGGUAAGAACUUGCAAUCUUAAAUCUCCUUUUUAAAGUUUUUCUUAACUAAUCCUCAUACAUUUUUCAAGUUUUUACGUGUAAUUUAUGAAAAUCUAUCUGCACUUCUACAAGAAAUCAACCCAACACCUUAAAAAUGGGUAUUUUUUGAUGUCUCGAAUUUACUAAACCUGUUGUCCAAUUUGAGUGAUUUUUUUAAUAUGUUAUAGCCUUAUUGUUAUAGACAGGUAAGUUGUCAUUGUAUACCGAGUGUACCAAUUAAACUGGGUUUCUUUCUCAAAAUUCGCAACACCCUGUGGAAUAUUCUAGAAUUUAUAAAAUACUGAAAUUAAAACCCAUGUUUUUCAUCAAUAUGUAUUGAUGAAAAACGUGGCUAGUUGUAUCUAACUUUUUUAUUAUCCAACAUAAGCGAAUGAAUCAAAAAAACAGAAUGUUAAGAAAACAUGAGGCUAUAGUUGGGUUUUAAUUUCAGGAUUUUAUGCAGGAUGUCCAGGAAAAUAGUGCGUUCCUUCAAGGUACGGGCUAAGUGCACCAUUUAGAGCAAAAAAGUCUCAUAAAAUUUUUUUGUAAAGUCACCGUUUUCAAAAAAAUAAUUUAUUAAUUUUAAUGCAUUUGAUUAAUGUCCACAGAAAUGAAAAUACAGCCGGCAACGCUGCGUUCCUUCUUCUGUGUAAAAAUAAUUUUACUGGAACUCAACUAUCAUGAAUCAUCGACCAUUAGACAUAAUAUUAUGUAUUGAUAAAAUACUGAUAACAGUGAUAGAAAAACAGCAUAAUAUUUGUGUUUAUUAAAUAUCUAAUAAAUAAAGCUUGUAUAGUGUUUUAACUUACAUGAAAAUUUUUUAUUACAAUCAGAAUCAAGCUACAUCUUCAAGAAGUAUCUAUCGGUAGAACAUGUUACAAAAAAUUUGAGUAUUACAUUUCUCCAUUCAAUCUUCUGGGAAGUUCGAGUGGUUCAAUCAGAUGAUUACUAAUAAUCCCAGCCCAUACAUUAAUACUUUUGGAAUUAUAAAAGUAAAACACACACACACACACACACACACACACACACCAUUUCUCGUAAAACAAGCUUUAUCUGCACACAACACUUUACACAUUUUGUUUUGAAACCAUCUACAAAAUCCUUAAACUUCGAGGUAAAUCGCCUUGGUGUACCUAAAUAUUGCACUAAUUAUACACUAUAGGUACGCAAUUAACAUGAUACUUGCGAUCGAAAUCAUGACAAUACCACAAAAAUACUAUGUAUUCUCGGGUUACAGGUAAUUAUGAUACGACUGUUUGUGUUUACAAUUUUAAAUAAUCUUCGCUAUGUCAAAAUAAAUAAACCUGCCGGGUUGCCAAAUGUAAAUUUUAGUAAAAGACAUUAUUUUAUUUUUUUGAGGCAACAGAUGACUUUAGAAAAAAAAAUUUAUAAGAAAGUUUUCUUUUAAAUGGUGCCUUCUACCCACACCUUUAAGGAACGCACUAUUUUCCGGGACACCCUGUAUAUGUUAAGCUAGAAUAUUCCACAGGUUGUAGCGAACACAGUUUGAUUGUUACACCCGGUAUACAAUGACAAUUUACCUGUUUAAUAACAAUAUCAUUACAGCGAUAUUGUUAAAGAAUAAGACUAUAACAUAUAUUCAUACGUUUAGGGAACUCGAGACAUCAAAAAUGACCAAUUUUUAAGGGGGUUCGUUAAUUUUUUGGAGAAGUGCAUUAUGUGAUACUUGCAUUAUUACUUUACUUUUAUAUACUGAUCUUGGAUCUUUUAUAUCUUGCAUUAAUGCUGUUGAAUGUCUUAUUCAUACAAUUUGUUUUUUUUAUAUAUAUGUAUACAGAUGAAAGCGAACAAUCUUCUGACUCAGUUUUACCUUUACGAUAAACAUAUUGGAUUGUUUCUAAUAAUUUAGGGAGUUAUUUAAUAAACGAUUAGAAUGGAAAAGAGGAUUAAAGAGAUAAAUUAUGGUUAAAUGAAUAUAUAAUGGGGACGGAGAAUUAGCAGAUUUACAUAUUUUAACAUUUUGAAACCCUACACCAUUGUAUGGUAGAAGGGAUAUGAUUAUAAAUAAAUAAAUAAAAACAUUUUGAAAGUCAAGGAGAUUUGACUUUGACAAUACUAAUAAUGAGUUUUAUAAUUUUUCAACAUUUAUUGUAUGUAUAUGCCUACAGUGUAUCUGAAGUUAGAAUCUUGAGACAUAAUUAUACCACUAUUGCGUUGGGCUAUUUUUGAGCUGGUUUUAAAUAAUUUUGAUGCACUGCGUUCAAAAAUAUCUCAUUUUUUACCUUUCUAUAUCGACUUCUGCUCGAAAUAAUUCUUCUGCUGUGGAACCACAGCAUCGACUAAUACUACGCAGCCAUAAACGUUCCUUUCGACCUAUCCAUCUCUUUCCCUCCACUUUUCUCUGUAAUAUAAGGCGAAGUAGAUCUUCUAAUUAUACAGACGAAGUAUUCUAUUUUUCUCCUCUUUGUGUUGUUUAUGUGCAGACGUUCUGAAUUCAUCAUUUUAAGGACAUUUUCAUUGGAAGUGGGCGAAUCCCACGAUAUUUUUUGUAUCCGUAGAUAGCACCACAAUUCGAAUGCUUCUAAUUUGUUUAACAUUGUGGUUUUUACUAGUAAUGUCGUACAACCAGAUAACAGGAUAGACUACACAUAACAUUUCAGGAUCAUAUUGCGUUUACGGGAUUCUGAUGAUUUCACGUAGGUUUCAAAAAUACCAACAGAAAACAAAUAUUUAUACAGGGUGUCCCCGAAAAUAGUGAGUUCCUUUAAGGUAUGGAUAUAAUACACAAUUUAGAACAAAAAAGUCCUAUAAAUUUUUUUUUAAGUUAACCGUUUCUAAGAAAAAAUUACAUUGUUCUCCAUAUAAGUGAAUUUUUAUUUUCAUCAAUUUAAAUGACAUGGCAACGUAGCGUAGAAGAACUUGUGGUUACUGUGGAAAUUUAACCUAAUCAAACCCCUUGUUUAUUUACUAUUUGAGGUGUGAUUUUUGGGGUUGUUGACAUCCGUAGGUACCUACCUGCAAAAUAAUUAUUUCUUGCUUAAUAAUGUGGAAUUUUCGCUAUUAUCUAAGAAUCUGAAGCUAAACAAACCAAAUUGUUGGUUUGUUUGAUGUGAGGGGACGACCACGGACGAGGUGAAAAAAUGUAAACACUAUUCAGACCCCUGCAGAAGUGGAUAUCGGUUUGGUUGAUAUUUACAUUAUUUUACCUACCAGAUACAACUGACCUACAAACCUACUAUUUUUAAUUGUAACUGUCUAUCUUUAGAUUUUUAAAUUGCACGUUGUUGCCAAACUUCAGUCUGCAUAUCAAAAUGUAUUUUUCGUUUUUUGGCCAAACGGCUGAAUUUAGAAAAAAAUUUUAAAAGACUUUAAGGUGCCUUCUACCUAUACCUUUAAGAAACGCACUAUUUGCGGGGACACCCUGUAGUUGGUUACUACACAGAAUUUACAGUAGCUGCCAUUCAGUAGAAUCCACUACCAUUCAUAAUCGAAGGCGAAAUUCAAAGCAAACGUGGUAGGUAGAAGAAGAAUCUCGUGACUCAAUAAUCUGCACCAGAUUGUUAUUCCAAGCAGCAGAAGACCUCUAAAAAAACACGCGUUCUUGCAAGAAUGCUUUAUUAAACUUUAUUCCAACUUGACCAUAAAAAUGUGUUUCAUUCUUGGAAACCAUUGAUGUAGUUGAAAAAAUUUGCAAAAAAGAAAAUUGAUAAUGUUCCGUUUUAGCAGCAAUGUCUCUAUUGUAUCAUCUAGUCUAGUCCAUGUAGUGACUGGCCUUUAUAUGAUACAACAGAAAAAAUUAAUGCUAGUUUAAAAUGUAUUAAUGGAGGUGGCUACAUCGCUAGUCGCUAAUCUCCACUAAAGGAGAUAGCACCACAAAAAGAAGAAUGUUUCAUGUUUGGAAGGUUUAUAUAUUGUAAUCUCUUUCUCAUAGGCACUUUUCAGUGCGUCACAGUUUUUCGAUUUCUUUCUAAGGCAUUAAGUUGGAAGUGUCAGAAAAAAACGUACUUCCGUGAUUACAGUCAUUUAUUAUAUUGAUUUUAGAUUAUAGAUUAUAGAUUUAUUUUAGCUGUAGAUAGAUGGCGCUAUAUUCGAGCAAAAAAUGAUUUACGAAUUAUAUAUGAGGGGUAUAGAAUCAAAACCCGCUUUCUCCAAAAUUUUAGUUUGUCACAAAUCGCUAAAAACUUAUAAAAAACAAACCAUUACAGUUAUUACACGGAUUUAAGUUUCAUAUUAUAAAAUUUAACCAUAGAAGUCGAUUACACAUAAUGAGUAAAAUCCAACUAUCGUCAAUAUAAUUAAAUAAUUGGCAUUUUUGUUUGGAGAAAGCGAGUUUUGAAGCAAACUUUUGGAAAAAGCAAGUUUUGAAACAAACUUGUUAGGAGAAAGCACGUUUUGAAACAAUUUUCAUUUUUGGAGGUGGAAUUUUACGGUUUUUGCUUUUUGCCGAUUUUAAUAGAAUAAAAGUAAUUAGCUUGAUAGUGGUAAAACCGAUCUUAUCGGUUCCAAUGACGUUAGAGUUCUUAGAAGAUCAUGGCUAUAAUCUUGUAGUAAUCUUUUUUCUUCUUAGGUUUUGCCCAUUCAUUUUGCAUCGGUGUUUUUUUCCUUGCCUUUUUACCGGGUCAUACAGGACUCCUUUGAACAUCCAUUAAGAAUAGAAGAAAAAUAUUCCUGUAAUACUACUUAUUUUAAAAGAAAAAAUCUAUGCAAAUGGUUAGUAUUAAAAGUUGGUAGCUGACAAAAGUAGUAAACAAACACUGAUGUUGCAUCAGACAAAUAGAGUGAUUAAAAUAUGUGUGAGUCUCCUAGACUCACUUUACACAUGCCUCCUAUUGAUCGGUUGGAGAAAGACGGGUUUCAUUCAGAACUGUCACAGGAGAAAGACGGGUUUGAUUCAAAAGCCGACUUUUAACAUUGAAUUUAUAUUGGAUAAAGCUAAUUUUAAGUCAAACUAGUUCUGGAAUCGUAUAGGGUUCAACAAACAGAUUCAGAAAAUAUAAACAACUCAAUUUCGGCCAUGGAUAGAGAAAGCGAGUUUUGAUUCUAUAUCCUUCAUAUACGACUAUAAUUUGUACAAUUUAUAAGACUAUACAAAUAAAAGAAAAUACCAUUUUAUAAAUGCAAUAAUCACAAUGGAUUUGUUUUUAUACCAAAUUGCAAAUAAAAGGGUUAUACUGCAAUACCCUUUCUGGGUUAUACUGCAAUAUCUUUUGAUGAUGUCGUGUUAGUAGGAAAUAGUGAAAGAGACUUAGAACAAAAACUGGAACAGUGGAGACAAGCUCUGGAAGAAAAAGGUUUAAAACUUAGUAGGACAAAGACGGAGUAUUUGCAAUGUUCAUUUAAAGAUGGAAUUACUGCAAAUAAAAUGGUAUCUUUGGAUGGUGAACUGAUUGUAAAAAGCAAUAGUUUUAAGUAUCUGGGAUCGGUAUUACAGAGUAAUGGAGAAAUAGAUGGAGAUGCAUGCAGUAGAAUUAGGGCUGGAUGGAUGACGUGGAAAGAAGCUAGUUGUGUGUUGUGUGACAGAAAAAUUCCAAUGAAGCUGAAGGGAAAAUUCUAUAAAACAGACAUAAAACCGGCUAUGAUGUACGGAACUGAAUGUUGGGCAGUGAAAAAGAAAGAGGAACAACGAAUGCAUAUGGCGGAAAUGAGAAUGCUUAGAUGGAUGAGUGGAGUGACAAAGAAGGAUAAAAUUAGAAAUGAGUAUAUUAGGGGAAUUCUAGGUGUGGCACCAAUUGAUGCCAAAAUGAGAGAGCAUAGGUUAAGAUGGUUUGGUCAUGUUCAACGUCGAGACGGUAAUCACCCAAUACGAAGAAUUGCUGAAGUGCAGAUUCCUGGAAGGAGUAGGAGAGGAAGACCAAAGAAGACCUGGGGGAGACGAUAAGGCAGGACAUGUUGGUAAAGGGGAUUAACAUUGAUAUGGCCCAAGAUAGAAUUGUGUGGAGAAAUGCAAUUAUCGAAGCCGACCCCGUAUAGGGAUAAGGCAAAGAGAAUGAUCAUGAUGAGGUCUAGCCAUCUUUGUCCGUCAUAUGAGCGGUAUCGCUUAGUAAAAAGAGAUAUAUAGAACACCGAUCGACUGCCGCGCGUUACGCUUUUUUGCUCAGUAUGCCUUGUCUACGGUUAACAUGUCUCUGAUUAUCACGGACUUACCUUUUUUUCUCUCACUUGUGACGCACUGAAAAAUGUCGGUGAAAAGAACCAUAUUAGGCAAAUAUUCAAUAUUAUCAUUUCUUUUAAUUUGUGGACUUCUAGGAGAUUUAUCAGAUUUAAUAGCGUCCCUGUCUAAUAGAUGUACGCUUUGUUUUAAUAGAGAAUUUGGACUAGAAUUAAUAUAGGUUUAAAUAGGACUAAAAAUAUCUUUAUGGUUUGGCUUUUGCCCUUUUUUGCUAAAAAGUAGCAAAAAAGUUCUAAAGCCAAAACCUCAAAGAUGUUAGUCCUGUUGAAACCUAUAUUAAUUCUAGUCCACUAAUCCUCUAUUAAGGGGAUGGGUACGAACUUUCGGCUGCAAUGCUAUUUAAGUGGGAUUAAUUUUUUUCGAAUCCUGAGAAAACUAAUAAGUAUUUUUGAAAAAUUUAAACGCAGAAUGAAAGAUUACGUUAUUACAGAGGGUCGAAAGUCCCUGAAAACUUGCAUAAUGUUUAUUUUAAUAAGUUGCAGGGGUGAAAAACUAAGAGAAAAUUUAGUGUGAUUUUUAUUUUCAAAUAUCUCGUCCAAAAGAAACUUUUUAUUCAUUCUAAGGGACUUUCGGUCUUCGGAAAUAAAGUAAUCUUUCAUUCUGCGUUUAAAUUUUUCAAAAAUACUUAUUAGUUUUCUCAGGAUUCGAAAAAAAUGAUAACAUAUAAAAUACAUUAAAAAUUUUGACAGGCGUCAAAAUUUUGCAUUUUGUUGCUUUCGCCUUAAAACAAAGCGGACAUCUAUUAGACAGGGACGUUAUUAAAGCUGAUAAAUCUCCUAGAACUCCAGAAAUUAAAAGAAAUGAUAAUAUUGAAUCUUUGCCUAAUACAAUUUAUAAACCCAUUCUUAUAUAAACAUGAAACAUUCUUCUUUUUGUGGUGUUCUCUUAGUGGAGAUUAGCGACUACACUGGCAAAUCUGUCUCUGUUCAAUGCGGCUCUAAACAAAGAUGUUGAAUCAAUGUUGAUAUUUCUAAGACAGGAAAUCUGGCGCCUACCGGGAGCCCUUUUUCCUCAAUCUUACACUCGAAGAUCAGUUGCGCGUGGCGGUACUUUUCGUUUCUCAUUAUGUAUCCCAGGUUGCUAACUUUGAUGAUCUUUAGCAGCUAUUCCUCGUUCCGUGCGUGUUCGAGAACGAUUAACUUAAAUUAAAAUAAGUGUAAAAACAACAACUUGUCAAUAAUAUAUUUAUUUGUGUCGGUAAAAUAGCUUGAAUAUUGCUCGAAAGAGGGUUUGUUAUUCUUUGCGAGUGUGGUGGUGUGUCGGCGCCGGGUGGUUGCUGUGAAUAUACUGAAAAAAACACAUGUCUGUGGUUUUACGUUGAAGACUAAUUUAUCGACAUAAAGAGGCUGGUCCUUUAUCUGAUGUUUUAAAAGCUGAAAACAUUUCUGUCAAGAAGCGUCCUCGAAUGCAUUAAAAAGUGAUUCAUUGACAUAUGGUCUGAUAAGGUUUACUAUUUAAUGGGGAAUUUUUAAACUGAGACUGAACAGACCAUUACCAUCUGGUUUCGUAUAGAAAGAAUUGUGAAAUUUAAGUGACCCAUAUUAUUUUCGUUUAGAAAAGAAAGUUAAUAUUUAAAAUUAGCAAUUAAAAAAAAAAAAAAUAAAUGAAGCGUGUCGAUAUACUCUCUUUUUCUUCAAUCCUGACCUCCGGAGGGAGUAUAGUGGUCGACGUCAUGUCGUGUAUUGUCCGUCUCCAAAGAUCUCUAUCUCUGUUCAUUUCUUUUAACUCAUGCAUAGGUCUUUUGCAUAUUCCUGUAAUUUGAUCGAUCCAUCUUGUUGGGGAUCUUCCUCGUGAUCUUCGGCCUUUACCCUUCCUUGUAUAAUGAGUCUUUCCAUGUUUUCUGUGUUUGCUCUCAUAACAUGUCAAAGUAUUUUAAUUGUUGGAGAUAGACUUUACUUGAGAGUCGUUGGCUAAAUUUUAGCUCUCUUAAAAUUGAAUUAUUUGUCCUAUCGUCGGUCCAAGGAAUUCGUAGCAUUCGUCCCCAACAGAACAUUUCAGUAGUGUCUAUCUUUUUCUUUCCGAUUUUCUCAGGGUCCAAGAUUCACAUCCGUAUUGGUAAUAUUAAGCAGUUGAUUAAACUCAUCUUUAACGCCCUUUAAAUUUGACAGUCCUUCCAUAUUGUGGUCAUUUUUGCCGUGGCAACUUUUGCUAGAUCACAUCUACGUUUUAUUUGUUCCUGUAGUGACCCUGUAUUUGUGAUUAAUGAUCCCAGAUAUAAGUAUAUUUAAUAUUUUAUUUCAAUUAUUCUAAUUGUUUAAAAGGUAGUAAACUUUGCAUCUGGGGCUUUUCGUUGUUUUCCUCGUAAUACGAGAGAUGUCGCUGAAUUGCGUCUCAGAGGUGGGUUCAUUGCAUUGUGAUGGUUUGCCUUAAAUUGGCAGAAUUGUUUGUAUUUCCUUCAGAGUUGAGACUUCUGAGCUUCACCGAUGAGGCAUAAGGAUGCUGAAAUAGCUAUAUGGAGAUGGUGGUCCAACUCUGAAUCAAAUAUAAACAAAACCUUCCUUGAUCUUUUUUAUCUUUUUCAUUUUUACUCAGUUUGAGUAUUUAGAAACUGUCUUUCGGUCCUUUUCCUUGACGAAGGGAAGGUAAAUGCGUGGCCUAAGCGUCCUCUAUUUGCUUUCUCCUACUUUCGUCGUCUCUUGUGAUUAUAUAUUGUAAAAUCCGGAGAUAUGGGAUGCAGCCAGAAAGCAGUUUAUUAACGAAAAGUCUUGGAUUUAAAAUAUUGUUUAUUGUAUUUUUAUUUCAAUUAUUCUAAUUGUUUAAAAGGUAGUAAACUUUGCAUCUGGGGCUUUUCGUUGUUUUCCUCGUAAUACGAGAGAUGUCGCUGAAUUGCGUCUCAGAGGUGGGUUCAUUGCAUUGUGAUGGUUUGCCUUAAAUUGGCAGAAUUGUUUGUGUUUCCUUCAGAGUUGAGACUUCUGAGCUUCACCGAUGAGGCAUAAGGAUGCUGAAAUAGCUAUAUGGAGAUGGUGGUCCGACUCUGAAUCAAAUAUAAACAAAACCUGCCUUGAUCUUUUUUAUAUAUUUAAUAACUGGAACAGUGGAGACAAGCUCUGGAGGAAAAAGGUUUAAAACUUAGUAGGACAAAGACAGAGUAUUUGAAAUGUUCAUUUAAAGAUGGAGUUACUACAAAUAAAAUGGUAUCUUUGGAUUUGAAAAGCAAUAGUUUUAAGUACCUAGGAUUGGUAUUACAGAGCAUUGGAGAAAUAGAUGGAGAUGCAUGCAGUAGAAUUAGGGCUGGAUGGAUGAAGUGGAAAGAAGCGAGUGGUGUGUUGUGUGACAGAAAAAAUUGAAAGAAGCUGAAGGGAAAAUUUUAUAAAACAGCCAUAAGUAUCUAUGAUAUACGGAACUGAAUGUUGGGCAGUGAAAAAGAAAGAGGAACAACGAAUGCAUGUGGCGUAAAUGAGAAUGCUUAGAUGGAUGAGUGGAGUGACAAAGAAGGAUAAAAUAAGAAAUGAGUAUAUUAGGGGAAGUCUAGGUGUGGCACCAAUUGAUGCCAAAAUGAGAGAGCAUAGGUUAAGAUGGUUUGGUCAUAUUCAACGUCGAGACCUUAAUCACCCAAUACUGAGAAUAGCUGAAGUGCAGAUUCCUGGAAGGAGUAGGAGAGGAAGACCAAAGAAGACCUGGGGGGAGAUGAUAAGGCAGGACAUGUUGGUAAAGGGGAUUAACAUUGUUAUGACCCAAGAUAGGAUUGUGUGGAGAAGUGCAAUUAGGGAAGCCGACCCCGCAUGGGGAUAAGGCAAAGAGAGAAUGAAUAUAAGUAUAUUUAAUUAAUCCUCCCUGAUAUUAAUAUCCUCAUUUUUUCACAAUACUCAGUAACCCUAUUUAACAGUAUAGCCCGAUCAAAGAACAAUCUGACAAAAAAAAUAAAGAAAGAAUGAAAAUUUGAAAUCGUUAUCAAAUAUUUCUUGCACUUUGUUGUAAAUUUUGUUUUCUGAAUAGUUUGACUACUAUUUUGUAUGAUUUUCUAUACUCGUUUUAACCUAACCUAACUUUUUAUUAUAUAUUGAAAAUAAUUAUCAAAAAAUACUCUUAAUAUUAUCUUUUUGCAAACAAUAGGAAACGAUAUUAGCAUUGUUUAAAAAAAGAAUAGUUGGUCAAAGCAAUGAAUAAAUUUGUUUGAUUCUAAUUUAGACAGUCACCAGAUGUUACCACCAUUUCUGUCAGGGUUGCAAUGUCACGCGUAACUGCGAUAAAUCCAAAAUGCAUAGACACUAAGUUGGAUACGAUCCUAUUCAAAACACACCAACUUGCAUACAUAUUAAGAAAAAUAAAUAUAUGGAAGAAUAUAUUUAGAAAUUGAAUUAAUGAUGACAUCAUAAUAAUUAUACAUAUAAUAGCAUGCCAUCGUUAAUUCAAUUUGUAAAUACACUGCGCGUUAUUAAAAAGAGGCCACCUAAAAUGUUUGCCAUUUUUUAAUUUUUACAAAUCCUACUAGAAAUUGAUUGUCAUUAGAUUUUUGUGUAAUGUUUGAGAAUUCAUAUGUUCUAAAGCAGUAUGCAAUCAUUUCUUAAAUAAAAAAUGUCAAAAAAAACUUCUUCCAAAAUGAUGAUUUUAUGGAAAAAUUAAAAAAAUAACAUUGUACAUUUUUUCUGUUUUCUUUAUAUAAAUUACAAUUAAGUCGUGAUUAUUAAUACUCUGUACUACUACCUCUAUUGUAAAUUACAUUCCUCAUUCGAUUUGGCAUUGAAUUAAUCAAAUUCAGGAUGUUGUCUUGGGGAAAAGCUUCCCAUUCUUCCAUGAGCGACAACCGAAGCUGCUCACGAUUUAUUGGAGCAGGUAUUCUGUUUCUUCUGUUUCGUAAGGAGAAUGCCGGAGAAUAGAAUACCAAGACAAAUCCUCGAAUGGCAACCAAGAGGAAGGCGCAGACCAGGAAGGCCUAGAAGAAGUUGGAGAGAAGGAGUUGAUAGAGAAAUCAGGGACAGAGAACUCGAGGACGAUCUAUGGAAUGACAGAACGAGAUGGAGAUUGGAAAUCGAAAGACGUCGAAGAACGUUGUAAACCGAUAUUAUAUAUUUUCUUACUCUUCGUUCGAGUUGGCCCCAAACAUGUUCAAUCGGGUUCAAAUCUGGACUUUGAGCCGCCCAAUUAAUUUUUGGCAUACAUCUAGGCUAAAUUAAAGAAGACACUUUCGAUGUUUAAAGAUUAAAAUUUUUUUAUAUUAGAAUGGUGUCUUCAUCUUAGCUUAUGAAGUUUAAAGCAAAGAUGAAGCCACCAUUUUGUUUAUCACGCACUAAACAAAACAUUUUUCCAAUCUUCUAUGGUCCAAUGCUCGUGGUCUAUAGCAAACUGAAAUCGGCGUUGUCAUGUGUUGCUGUUCACAAAGGUCCUGUUGCUGGAUAGCGGGCCCUUAGACCAAAUUCCCUCAACCUUCUCACGGUAGAAGUGCAAUGUCCAUCCGUGAGCAUUUUGAAAACUGUUUUGGAUUGCUCUAGCCGUGAAGAACCCAUUUUGCAAAGAAGUGCGUUGUAUAGAACGGUCUUCUCUGGCCGUCGUGAUUCUUCUCGGGCCUGAUCCUGGUCUACGUUCGUGAGAUCCAGUCUCUACGAAUCGUUGGUAAGUUUGUUGGACCAUACUACUGACUCCAAGCUGUCUGGCCACUUCUCUUUUACUCAUUCCAUUACCAAUCAAAGUAACAAUUUGAACAUAUCUUGCAAAUAUCCCAGUCAUAGUUUUAAAUUUAAAAAUUGCACAAGUUCACUGUAUGUUUUACUAAUAGCAGGUACUGUACGGGACAAUUAAUAAAAUCAAAAACGAGCAAUAAACACUAAUUACAACAUCUGCUAAAUGAAUUUUAUUCCUUCUGAUAGCCAAUAUUCAGAGAAAGUGGAAUUUCUCCAUAAGCGCAAUACAAUAAUAUUAUACACAAACUCAAAUUAAAUUGGUUGGUAAAUAUUUCAAAAACGAAACAAAGGAGAUAUAGGUGCAUAAUAACAAAUAAAAGGUAAAAACUUACAAUCAAAGCAUCAACGACGAAACCAACACUAUUUCGCGUGUGUACACAUUCGAGUUCUGAAGGCGUCUCAUUCCUUACAUCCUAGGGGAAGAAUUUUUGGAUCUCGAGUGGCAAGCGUCCGAUCCUCUUCUUUCACGACACAUGUGAAUUUCGAUAACAUGCUAGCAAGGAACAAUACAGGCGUCGUCAAGGGUAAAAAAGGGAUGAUUUCGAACUAUUCAAACAAGCAAAUCAAAUGGGAAUUCCAACAUUCACUCUUUGAACAACUGUACACUAGUGAAAGAUUUUUGAAAAACAGAAAAGCCAUAUUCCAAGAAAAAUAGGGUACAAACAACACGUGCACUAUCCGAAGUCAUAAAACUGAUAUCAAUUCUGCAAACUUAUUACUCUUAAUUAACAUGCCACACCGUUUGUCGGUGCCUAAAAGACGCUAAAAGUAUUUCUGCAUUGUGGCAGUUUAGUUACAAUAGAAUAAAUUGUAUAAAGUUAUUGAAAAUUUUUUAUAAAAUUCUAGGUGGCCUCUUUUUCAUGACGCUCAGUGUAUAUUCUUCCAUAUCUAUUUUUCUACAGUGCGGUGGAAUAAGUGUUGCCCCACGCCCCUUUUAACUUGUUUAUUUUAAGAAUAUAAGCAAAACGCUCGGACAGGUCGAUUUUUAAACUAACCAUAGUAUAUUAUAGCAUCAACGUUUUGAACUUUACGCGAUACCUUUUCAGGUGACAGGUAUAACUUUGAUUUUUUAAAAUGGUAAGGUACAUCAUGUGACACCUCAUUUAACAGCUUUUGAAAUACUGAUUUCAAGAAUGUAUAAUACUUUAAUCCUUUUUGAGAUCGUACGCGCAAAAAUUCGGUCGAACUCUUUUUAAACGCAUUUAUUUUUUUUCGAAUUCUGAGGAAACUAAUAAUUAUUUUUGAAAAAUUUAAACGCAGAAUGAAAGAUUAGAUUAUUACCGAGGGCUGACAGUCCCUUAGAAUAAACAAAAAGUUUCUUUUGAAUAAUAUAUUUGAAAUUAAAAAUCGCACUAAAUUUUAUCUUUUUUUCACCACUGUGACUUAUUAAAAUAAACAUUAUAGGAGUUCUCAGGGACUUUGGACCAUCGAGAAUACUGUAAUAUUUCAUUCUGCGUUUAAAUUUUUCAAAAAUAUUAAUUAGUUUUUUAAGGAUUUGAAAAAAAUGAUUGCAUUUAGAAAGAAUUCGACCGAAAUUUUGCGCCUACGCUCUCAAACAGGAUUAAAGUAUUAUACAUUUUUGAAAUCAGUAUUUUAAGAGCUUUUAAAUGAGGUGUCACAUGAUGUACUUUCCCUAAAAAAAAAUCAAAGUUAUGGUUGUCACCUGAAGUAGGAUCGCGUAAAGUUCGAAACGUUGAUGCUAUAAUAUACUAUGGUUAGUUUAAAAAUCGACCUGUCCGAGCGUUUUGCUUAUAUUCUUAAAAUAAACAAGUUAACGGGGAGGGGUGGGGGGGCAACACUUAUUCCACCGCACUGUAUGUAUGCGAGUUAGUGUGUUAUGAAUAGUUACGAGUGACGUUGCGACUCUGACAGAAACGGUGGUGACAUCUGGUGACUCUCUCAAUUAGAAUCAAACAAAUUCAUUCAUUGCGUUGACGAACUAUUCUUUUUUAAACAAGGAUAUUAGUGAAAAAGCAUGGAUAACACUUAAUUGUUUAAGCUGCUAAUUCUUCGUCGCGUCGCGGUUAAGCGUUGUCCGUUUCUAAUAUUAUAACAGUUUAUUAUUUAUGUAUUUGUAAAAAGCAGUAGUUUUAAUAUUAAUAAUUAUGUUGUAGAUACGAAAUAAAAAAAGUAAGCUGCCUUAUUUAGGAUGCUGAAAAAUAGAAAAUGAAGUGCUAAUAAUAUUUUCCGCAAUUAUGUAUUCUCAAUAAAAAGUUAUUUAUA